CCCUACGGACCAUUUGAUUGGUUCACUUUUUUUUGUGGCGCGUAGCGAGACCAUACCUUUUUGGAUCAUGCUCGUACCCCAAGUGGCGAGAAUGUAUCAUUUUGUUAGAUCAUGGUGCCUUAGAACUGCGGUCUCCUGGUAGCAAUUAAUUUAUCUGAUUGACUUAAAUAGCUAUGGAAAAUGUUAUUUAUUUGUGGAAUAUGGUCAAGUUUUUGACCAAAUUUGACGAAAAGGAUGUCAACCAACUGCGCACUUAUUAUGUACAAUGUUGCCGAAAGCAGGGAAACAACGUAGAGUUACCAAAACAAUGUUUCGGACCCUCAAACAUUUGCUCUUAUUGUGGAUCUUUAUGGACUAAGGUGGAACGCAGAAAUCGUCUGGCUCCAGGUAAAGCGUGUUCAAAUUCUGUAAAAAAGAUCAUUCGCGCAGCGGAGAAGAACGCCCGAUUAUCUAGGUAUCGUUUAACACUUAUGCGUAAAUGUUUACGCAGCGAAAUGAACAAAAUGGUUAUAAAGUGCUUCGCGUGUUUGAAAAAUACGCAGAUCACUUGCAAGAAACCACAAAGACAGAAACCAAAGAGACAAGAAGCUUUAAAUGAUUCAGAAGUUCUAAAGUCCGACAAAAAGAGAAAGAGACGUAUAAAGGAUAGAACGGCCGGCUUGAAUAUAUCCUUAUCAGAUUCAUAUGUUGCACCAUCAUCGGAAACAGGUAGUCCGAGAAUUCUCAAUAAAUCUAGUCCUUUACCAUGUAAAGGAAAAAAGGAAACGGGAAAACAGCUGACACCACUGCAGAAACUUAAAACAAUGAACAAGGACAAACUCAACAGUAUAUUAAAGGGUGAUGCGGUGAAGAAGAGAAAUAGUUUAAACAAUUUUUUGAAAGAACUUUAUUAAAUUUGAAAACGUUGAAUUUAAAGUGAACAUAUUUUUGUAUUCUAUGUUUUUCAGGAUAUUAUUCACACCUUGUGCACAUGUCCUGCAUUCUUAACUAUCUAAAAUCACUUGAAUAUUUCUAAUUGCAAAUCAUGGUAACACGAUAUGGUUAAAAAAUAAUAUACAAACAAGAGAAAAAAGGAUACAAAAGAAAGCAAUGGACUCUUCCAGAGUAUUAAAUCUUUCGAUGACAUAUGCUGUUUUGUGAAUUUAUCUUUACUUCGUACAAACUAUAUCUCCAUUUUCAUUAUUUCAAACAGUUUCAGACGCUACAUGUUCUACAGUAAUCUAAAGAUUUUAUUUAUUAUCGAAGUUUGAAUGGACGAACAAUAAAUAAGAUGAGUACACUAGCAACUCGCACAAUAUUC
Belonocnema kinseyi is the source of this 1300-nucleotide messenger RNA. RefSeq lists its product as uncharacterized. The record is from RefSeq and is a predicted model, not a curated record. The transcript is spliced from 2 exons. NCBI's taxonomy places the organism in Eukaryota, Metazoa, Arthropoda, Insecta, Hymenoptera, Cynipidae. Bases 174 to 893 code for a protein of 239 amino acids.